AUGUAUUUAUUCAGCACUUUUCACAGGUAAAAAUUAUUUCACAAUAAAACCAGGAAUAAAAAUAACAUAAUAAUGAAAAACAAUAAAAUGAAAACAUAAAGCAACAAGUUCAUUAAAAGAUUGUCUGUAUAGAAAUGUCUUCAGCUGCUUUUUAAAUGAGUCAGUGGAUUCUGUACAGCUUAAAUACGUUGGAAGAGAAUUCCACAACCUCUGUGUCACUGCCUGCAAAGCCCGAUCACCAUGAGUUUUGAAACUAGUACAUGUGACCUAUAGCAACCUCUGAACUGAAGACCUAAGUGUUCGGGAAGAAGAACGAGCUUUCAACAGGUCAGAGAUAUACCGGGGAAUUGACUAUGUAGAGCUAAAAGUUAAAACAAACAUUUUAAAGUGAAAUCUAAAAUUUUACUGGCAGUCAAUAAAAAUAAGGCAAAAUUUGAGCAAUAUGCAAACUAAAUGUAUUUUAUGAUAUUUACAUUACAUUGCUAAAGGUCUAAAAAAAACCUCUCAUAACUAUGGGGAAGAACAGUGGUUUACUGGUAGUACACAUGCUCUAGCAUGUGUUUAGCACGCCCCUGCUGUCACUGUCCGUCUGGUGUCAACCAACAAGGGUUAAUGUCGUCUUUUGAAUUUAUUUUUGGACAAACCUUCCUUGACAACCGACCUUAGGCAUACAGCUCUUAACAGCUUUGAUAAUUACACAUGAAUAGUCCGCGUUGGUGCCACUGACCGUGUAAAAAGUCUGCAUGCUGUAACUUUGAUAAUGGCCAAUAACAACGUUAAUUAACAAUAAGCCCGCAACAGCUGUGUCACCCUCAAAAUAAUAGGCCUACACGUUUAUCUGUGACCAUGCCGGAACACCCAAGGGUACGCAGUCCAGAACAUAACAGAAGCAAGGUGUCCCAUGAUGAAUUCCCAACUUAUUAUGCAACUCCACUAUAAAACACGCAGCACGCAACAAGUCAGUCUCAUCCAGGAGCCACGAGGCGAGAGAGGAGAGAGGCACAUCACUGCUCACUGAGGCUCAAUCAGGACACGCAGAGAACACAAGCGCAGUAACUAGAGCUCUUCUUUCCACUCGUUGCGCAGAGAAUUUAAGCAGAGAAAUGGACUUCAUCCUGCCACCCACUACACCAGCUGGUGGUAUCCCCUGGGAGAAGGUUUUACCACCUCUUAUUCCACGGCUCAACGGGACUUAUGGACAAUAUAAUUGGUCCCCAAAAUUAAUCAUUCCAGAGACUGAUAAUUCCAGCUCUGCAGAGGUGACCUGUGAUGACAGUGGAUUUACAGUUCAAGUUGAUGUGAAACAUUUCAACCCAGAGGACCUGAUCGUCAAAGUCAUAGGAGACUUUGUAGAAGUGCAAGGAAAGCAUGAAGAGAGAAAGGACGGCCCUGGAUUUACAACACGGCAGUUUAACCGUCGCUACCGCAUUCCAAAGGGAGUGGACACCAUGGCUUUAGAGUCGGCGGUCUCUCCAGAUGGGAUCCUUAUCAUAUCUGCACCUAUGCUGCACACUCAGAGCUACACACCUCUUACUUAAAUUGCAUUAACAGCCAACACUAAAACCUCUGCCAUCCUUACCAUACACAAAAAUAAAUCAGCGGAAGCCUGUAUGGCCACACUGACAAAAACGGCAAUAACUUCAAGCUCCUGCACUCCCAGCAGAACUUGGUGUGUGCCAAAACACAUAUCUGCUCUGUUCCUGGCACGGUUCUAAUGUUCCCUGCACUCCAAGGUUUGUAUAUACUGCUCUGCUAGUACUCAAUGUUACAUAAUGUUUCAAGUAACCACUCUACUUUGUAAAUAUUCUCUGUUGGCAUUUCCAACUCCUGCUUUUUGUGUGCAACUUUUGUACAUGCACAGUGUUGUGAAUAAUAAUCCACCGAGACACAUCUCCAACCUUUAUUGUAGAAAAAUGUCCUCAAAAAUAUAAAUUAACUUUAUUUCUUUA
Oreochromis aureus is the source of this 1949-nucleotide messenger RNA. It is a transcript of the gene hspb6, whose product is annotated as heat shock protein, alpha-crystallin-related, b6. The record is from RefSeq and is a predicted model, not a curated record. The coding region runs from base 1104 to 1538 and encodes 144 amino acids. Gene Ontology annotation, biological process: response to heat; protein refolding. Gene Ontology annotation, molecular function: protein folding chaperone. The transcript has 4 exons. Lineage: Eukaryota; Metazoa; Chordata; Actinopteri; Cichliformes; Cichlidae.